UGUUUCCUUUCAAAAAAUCAAGUCAACAAAAAAUAAAGCCAGAAAAUUGAGCAACAUGAGUUCAGAUACGGAUGUAAACAAAAGUGCCUCCCCGACUGCCGAGGAACAGCCAGAUGAACCUGAUGGCCCCCUUCCUGGCUCAGCCAGUGACCAAGAAAAGAAAGUAAGAGUCUCUCCAGCCAAAAUGUCAACCAAGAAUUCUACAGAUCUAGUUGAAUAUGUUGACAAGGACUCUGGAACACUUGCCAACCUGAAUGCCUCCAUGAGAAAGCAUCACAACAGGGGUCAUUCUUUUCUUCCCAUCAUUCCACACCCCGCGAGGAGUCAGCUAGAAGACAGACUGAACAACCAGGAGCGCACCAUAGCUUUCCUCCUUGAACAAGCCUUCCGCAUCAAGAAGGACAUCUCUGCUUGUCUUCAGGGGACACACGGCUUUCGAAAAGAGGAGUCACUUGCCAGGAAGCUACUGGAAAGCCAUAUCCAGACCAUCACCAGCAUCGUCAAAAAACUCAGCCAAAACAUUGAGAUUUUAGAAGACCAAAUAAGAGUUCGAGAUCAGGUGGCCACAGGAACUAAUUUUGCAGUUCAGGAGCUCAACACUAAGCACCUUCAAGGAGUUGGAGAUCUUCGAGGAAGAGUAGCCAGAUGUGAUUCCAGCAUUGUGAAGCUUUCUGCAGACAUUCACUUCAUCAGGCAUGAGCACCGGCAAAUUGAGAAAAGAAUUCAAGAGCUCGUGUCUGCCCUGGAAACUAUUUCUAAGAACUUGGAUGUGAAGGUAAUGCAGCUCUUAGGAAGGCUAGAGACUUCCAGUUCUGAGCAAAUCUCAAAUUUCAAGAUGCUUCAGGGGGAUUAUCGCCACGAAAUGAACAUUUUGGAGUUCAAAUUUAAUUCACUUUCAAAUAAUCUGUGUGAGGAAGUUGAGAACAAGAAAAAAUGGACAGAAAACCAGUUCAUCAAAUAUCAACAAGACCUCCUGGGCCAUAUCAAUCAGUGUCUGAAGCUACUCCAGGAGAAACUGGAAAAGUCUGAAAAUAAAAUGGAAGAAAAAUUACUGCGGCUUUCAAGCAAAUUAGAGAAUUUCAUUAACACACAGAAACAGGAAGCAGAACUAAACAAAGUAAAGCAUAUAGAAAAUAAACUGUCCAAAAAGAUGAACCACAUGGAAAAGCACAUCUGGGGUGAAUUAGAGAAAAUGCAGAAUGAAUAUCAAUCAGGAUUUCAAUCGAUUCAUGACUCUCUCAGCUCCCUCCAACAAAUACAGAAAACAAAGAUGGAUUUAGAGAAAUAUAAAGUACGGAAAGACCUAAAGAAAUUACAGCGUAAGAUAGGGGAACUCCAGGAAGUGUAAAACUUUCCAGCCAUCUUCUUUUUCACCGAGCAAGGGAGUGCUUUGUUGGUAAAAUUUGUGAAGAAGAAAGUUAAUAUCUCUGGGAUGUUUACUGCUUCUAAUAUCUCUGUAUUUCUUACCAACUUUUUAAGGAGACGAAUGGACCAGAAAAUCCAAUAAAGCGAAGCAGCUUUAUGAUGUCUUCAUUAA
This is a messenger RNA of Equus caballus (horse), 1537 nucleotides long. The record is from RefSeq and is a predicted model, not a curated record. NCBI's taxonomy places the organism in Eukaryota, Metazoa, Chordata, Mammalia, Perissodactyla, Equidae.